AGGGGAAUAUAUGGUCGAUGCAAAAACUUCAUAUGUCUCCGACAUGGCCAGAGACUAAGACAUGGAGAGUAGGGGCAGCCAAGCCGGCCAGCCACCUCUUUCUUUUUCAUUACCUUGGACUCCAGGAUGAUGGACUUUGCCUGGUGACAUCGUGCAGCCUUUUCCUGGAGAAACCCCCACCUUUAUCAAUAGAGGUUCCAGAAGGUGAUUAAGCGGUUGUCUGAGCGUAAGGCCAGGUUUUAGGGCACUGGGGAGUGAGGGGAAAGGCCAGGAAGCCCCAGCAGCAGCAGCAGCUCCCCCCUUCAGGAGCAUGAGAUACAAAGGUACCCAAAUAGGGCUCACCUGGUUUUAAAACCCUUGUGUGGGAAGAAGACAAUCUGGAAAGAAGGCCAUUGGAGACUUUUGGGGUACAUUUAGGCAAGGUUAAGGUCCCUCCACCACCAUCCCAACCUGACCCAAUCCACAGCUGCUAGACCAAGGACAGCGAGGGCCUCCUGCUCUAUCAGCAAGACUCAACAUCAACCAGAAACACCCCAACCUGGACAUUGGCAGAAAAACCAUAGUGGUUACUCAUUGCCUAACUCAAUUCUGGUCCGCCAGAUUCUGGUAACUUUUGGGUGACCCUGAUGAAGACAAAGCCACGACAGGUCUUUGUAUGUCAGAGUCCAGGACUCCCGCCAGCUGGCCGGGCAGGCUGCCUGCCUGGAACACUCUCUACCCAAUUCAGAGGCCACAUUGCCCACACUCAUUCUUCCUUAUUUUGCACCCCAAUAGGAGAAUUCACUCUUCCUUGAACUGUGCCCACUUUGGGGGCUGCCUCAGGCGGUGGUAGUGAGGAGGGCAUGGGAGGUUAGCAAAGUCAGUGGAAGACAAAAGCUGAGAUUACCUCCUGAGGAGAGGGGUGCUGGGGAUAGAAUUGGAACUCUAUUAACAUCUGUCAGGGACUCUCAGAUGUGGCAUGGCAAGUCACUUGAUUACACGUAUGUUAUUUAGUUAAAUUUGUGAAAAUUAUGAGAUGCUCACAAACCCGGUGAUAAACUCGCUCCCUUCCUAUUGGCUGGCCUGGUCACAUGGCCGCCCAACUUUAUUCAGUUGACAGCAAGUAGGAGGGCCCAAUGGAAGGAGAAAAAAAGACAACACGAGAAAAAUUAGUAUUUUCUACCUUCUGAAAUUAAUGGCCAUGAGUUCGUAUAUGGUGAACUCUAAGUACGUGGACCCCAAGUUUCCUCCGUGCGAGGAAUAUUUGCAGGGUGGCUACCUAGGCGAGCAGGGAGCCGACUACUACGGCAGCGGCGCACAGGGCGCCGACUUCCAGCCCUCGGGGCUCUACCCACGGCCCGACUUCGGUGAGCAACCCUUCGGAGGCGGCGGCCCGGGGCCUGGCUCAGCGCUGCCGGCCGCGCGGGGUCACGGACAGGAGCCAGGCGGCCCAGGAAGUCACUACGGUGCCCCGGGAGAGCCGUGCCCAGCGCCCCCGCCUGCGCCCCUGCCUGGCGCCCGGGCCUGCAGCCAGCCCACUGGCCCCAAGCAGCCACCCCCCGGGACAGCACUUAAGCAGCCCGCUGUGGUCUACCCCUGGAUGAAGAAGGUGCAUGUGAAUUCGGUGAACCCCAACUACACCGGCGGGGAGCCCAAGCGUUCCCGGACGGCCUACACCAGACAGCAAGUCCUAGAACUGGAAAAGGAAUUUCAUUUUAACAGGUAUCUGACCAGACGCCGUCGGAUUGAAAUCGCUCACACCCUGUGUCUGUCUGAGCGCCAGAUCAAGAUCUGGUUCCAGAACCGGAGGAUGAAGUGGAAAAAAGACCACAAACUGCCCAACACCAAGGGCAGGUCUUCUUCUUCUUCCUCAUCUUCCUGCUCCUCUUCAGCUGCCCCCGGCCAGCAUUUGCAGCCCAUGGCCAAGGACAACCACACGGACCUGACGACCUUAUAGAAGUGGGGACCCUGGGCCCAUCCCUCCCUGCACUCCAAGUUGAGGCGAAGCUGCGGGUGCAGGAGGGGCCUGCUGUCACCUCGCUGGGCUCUAAGGUACUGUGGGGGUGGACCUGGGACAUACAGGCUACCCUGCCCUCGGACUAGGUUACCAUCCUGCCCGAGGGCAGCCCCCUCCCUAAAGGGAUGGGGUGGGAGGGUGGGCGGGCUUCUUUAAGUAUAUUAUCAUAUGGCAGGAGCUACUGAGAACAUAAAACCUUGGCGAGUCAUUAAACUCAUGAAAUCUCUGCUGUUGGAUUUUGAAUUUGCAAAUGAAGGUUGGAGGCUUUAUCCCAGUGUGAACCUGGACAUUCUCCUCCACACCACCCCUCCAGGGAGCUGUGUGGUUUAGUAACUGUGGGGGGAGUUGAGGCAGAAGGCCAGCACCCAGUGUUUGGUGCUUUCACAGCAGGAGAGCUGAGCGAGAAUCUCAGAACUUUCUGAGGUAUCUAUAGAAUUUCUGCUGUGAUAAUAAGAAAUGUUUUGCUCCCAGUGGCCCAUGCCCAAAGAAAUAAAUCCAAGGAGGAAGUGGAAACGGGUUACUUUAUGUUUUGAUUAUAUUUGCUUAAAUAUUUAUUUGUUUGGGGGGAAUGGACUCCAGAAAAUACCUGACACCUGUGUGCCAAAAAACCUUAGGCUAGUGAAAGCGACUGAGCUUCAGGGGACUGAGUUAGAAAUCUGUGGACUCACUUCUGGCCCUAUUCCGGAUUUUGAGCUCCUCCCUCCCUCCCACCCACCCUGGAAAUAUGUGUAGGAGGCCCUUAACUCUUCCAGAGGGAAGCCAAGGAUCCAGGAGAACUGCGUUUUGAAAAUAUGUUUCCACAUGUGCUUUGCCUCAGCCCUGUGUUUACAAGCAGUUCCGGGUGGUUGAAAGAAAGAGAAGGGGAAAAAAGAAACAAAUGGUUCAAUAUUUUCCUCUGGGGAAAGAAAACAAAACCUAUAUGCCCUGGGUCAUCAGAUAAUGUCUGAAUUUUCUAUUCCAACUGGAUUCCAAAUGCUCCAAGUACUCCCACAUAGCAGGAUUAUAUAGGACUCAAUGUAUGGCCUAUUCCGGGGUGGUGCUGGGCAGCAGAGAGAAAGUGGGUAGGUAAGGAAGCCUUAUUUUUUAAAGAAACUAAUAGACCCUGGAAGUCCACAAAAGUUUAUCUUAAAGAGAUUUCCCUUGAAGUUUUUUUUUUUUCCUGAAGUGUUUCUCAAGACAUCAAUUAGAAGCAGAAAUGAUAAAAGUCCCGAAGUUUUCAGGCCUACUUCUUUACCUUGAAGACAGUGACUUUGAAACAAUCUCAAACAACAGGAAAAAUGGUUUAGUUCUUUAUUCAUUCUUAUUCCAUGUCUGGGAAGAGUUCAAAUCUCUUUUUUCUUAAAAUGCUAACCCUUAAGGAUCAGGAAGAGAAGAGUAAAAGGUAGAUAAGAGUUUAGACACUCAACUGAAACAAGCCUUUGAAAGCUUGAACCCCCUGAUUGCAGUAAUUCCCCCCCCCAGUAAGAAAUGAGGGAGAGGUAAACUUAAAUUUUAACCAUAAAAUCAAUAAUGCUGUUACUUUUUUCAGUAUUUCAGAACACUUUAGAAGGUUUCAGUGAUUACUUUUAAAAUAGACUUAAGUGGAGGAGGGAAAGGCCUAGCCUUUGGUUCUGUGUCUCCUGAGAACUGAGGGCAAGGAUUCAUUCAACUGGAGUCCCUAAACUGAAAUCCUGCUUCUCUGAAGCAUCUUCCAAGCCUUGGUCUUUUGUAUUAGACCCUGGGGAAGGCUCUUUGUUCCUCCUUGGGGUGAGCCUGGUUCUCAGACUUGCACAUGGCAGUACUUGAAUAUCACCACGUCGGGAUAUUAAAGAUGGAUAUUCCUGCAUUAUUUACAUCAUUGUUUCCAUGACAAAAAGCACAGAGUUCAUACAUAGUCAAGACGUCUUUUUUCUGACGCCCUCACGUCGAGAAGCUGAAAAGGUAUUUUACUGAAGUUCGGCUAAAUUACAGAAUCAGGUUCAUCCAGAGGGCAAAUUUUCUGUUCGAUUAGCUGUAUUUCAGCCGGGAGGACUGACCUCUAAACCCUUAACCUUUUGGACUGUAACUACCCUUCUCUUCUUUUUCCCCCCCUCCCUCUAACAUGGAGACAGUCUUUGGAUAUUGCAUUUGAAAAGAGCCGCUAUCCCUGGGCCAGUUGGAAAGUUGCUAAGAUUCUUUCCUAAAAGCCAAAUCUAAGCAUAUAUUGAAUCACAUCCUUGGGGUGGGGGAGUAUAUAUUUUCACAGUAUUCAACGAUAUACUUACUAUGGAGAUUAUUAUGUCGAUUUUCCCCUCUCCUCAGAAGUUCUGGGUACUCAUCCAGCUUCAGACCAAAUACUGCCCCCCCUUCCUCCUGCCCCAAAGGAAAGCCAAGACCAUGCUUUCCAGAAGAAAACCCCAGCUCCUUCUCAAACGUAGCCCCACUACUUUGGAAAGUAACUUAAUUCGAGAAACAACUUCUUUGUUUUUAAGUCUCAGUUCUUCCCUUCAGCUGGGAGGGAUUGUCUUUUGAAAUGCUAAUGGCGUUUUGCAGGGCCUAGAGAACCGUUGACAGUCCUAAGGUCCCUUU
Messenger RNA from Peromyscus eremicus (cactus mouse), 4543 nucleotides. It is a transcript of the gene Hoxd4, whose product is annotated as homeobox D4. Lineage: Eukaryota; Metazoa; Chordata; Mammalia; Rodentia; Cricetidae. The transcript is spliced from 2 exons. Gene Ontology annotation, biological process: anterior/posterior pattern specification; regulation of transcription by RNA polymerase II; embryonic skeletal system morphogenesis. Gene Ontology annotation, cellular component: nucleus. The record is from RefSeq and is a predicted model, not a curated record. Bases 1175 to 1936 code for a protein of 253 amino acids. Gene Ontology annotation, molecular function: RNA polymerase II cis-regulatory region sequence-specific DNA binding; DNA-binding transcription factor activity, RNA polymerase II-specific.